AAUUCUUUCUUCCUAAACCCUCCUCUGUCGCAAACCUUGCUCCCUCCCUCUCUUUCUACUGCAAACAUUAAGUUCUACCAUCAACGCCGAUAUCAUUAUUCCUGGUUAUUGCUUUGAAGUGACUUGAGUAAAAACAAUGGCGGAUGUGGUACAAUACAAGAUGGAGCGAAUGCUCCCUGAACUAGACGACCUUGAACGUCGCGGCUUAUUCAGCCGCCAUGAAAUAGCAGAAAUAGUUAAACAGCGACGUAAAUUCGAGUACAGGCUAAAGAGACCUAGUCCGUUAAAGCAGGAUUUUGUUGCUUAUAUUGAUUAUGAGAAAAGCCUAGAUGCUCUUCGACUUCUACGUAAGAAAGCUCAGAUGAAGAAAACGGGCGAUAGGAAGGUGAAGAAAUCGGUUUCGGAUUAUGCUGGAGUUUCUAGGAUUAUUGAGAUUUAUCGGCUUGCGACUAGUAGGUUUAAGGGAGACAUAGAGCUUUGGUUUCAGUAUUUGGAGUUCUGUAGGGAGCGAAGGAAUGGUCGAAUGAAGAAGGCCCUGGCGCAGGCAAUUAGGUUUCACCCUAAGGUGCCUGGAGUUUGGAUAUAUGCUGCAGCUUGGGAAUUUGACAACAACUUAAAUGCUGCUGCUGCUCGUGCCCUGAUGCAUAGUGGCUUGAGAGCAUGUCCAACUUCUGAGGAUCUGUGGGUAGAAUAUCUACGGAUGGAGCUUACAUACCUAAAUAAAUUAAAGGCUCGCAAAGUCGUGCUGGGAGAAGAUGAGGGAACACUGGCUCGUUCUGGUAAAAAUGCUAAAGAUGAACAGUGGAGAGAUGAGAACAAGGAGUUAUUUAUGGCCCUUGAUGAUAAAAGAGAGGAUGGCAAAUUAUCUAACCUUCACGAAGGAGACCCGAAGGAAAAAGUAGAUUUAUUUAGGGAACAAGGUUUAAGUGUUCUUCGGACAGUUUACAGUGGUUCUAUUAAAGCCCUCCCUUCCAGUUUCAGUUUAAGAACACGGUUUCUUGAGAUACUUGCAGCAACAGAUUUAGCUCAUUCAGAAGAUAUGCGAAAUGAGAUACUUGCUGAUAUGAAACGGGACUUUUCAGAAGAACCAAAAUAUUGGGAUUGGCUUGCAAGACAGGAAGUGAUUGAUCUUAGUAAUCCAGAGAGUACCGAAGCAAUGACAGCUGAUCAGUUAAGCACAGCAAUUCAGGUUUAUGAGGAGGGUUUAAAGUUUGUGCCUUCAGCCUCAAUGUUUGAUUGUUAUGUGAAGUUCUUGAUGGAUGUCAUUCAUUUUAGAAAUCAGAGCAGUCAAUCUUCUGAGCACUUCGGUGCAUCUAGUCAUGCUAUAGAUCCUACUUCGCAUCUCCUGGUAGUAUUUGAAAAGGCUGAAACCAUGGGGUGCAUCACAGAGGAUCUUGCUUGUCAGCAUGUUUCUUUUCUAUUGCAACUUGGGAAAGUAGAUGAAGCUAAGACUUUGGCGGAGAAAUUGUGUUCUGGAAAAUUUUCAGAAGCAGUGCAGCUAUGGGCUUUACGGCUGUCAGUGGAAAUGAGACUUAUCCAGAAGAGCUGCACUCCAAAUAAGGCAGCUCUGUCUUCUGUCUUUGAACUCAUGAGAAAUGUUUUAGUGAAAGUUCCCGUAUCAGAGGCAGAAACUAUAUGGCUUAUGGCGUUCAAAUAUUUCUCCACUCAUAAACAGUUGUUUGACAAGUUAGUCGAGACUUCUAUGACUUUACUGGCCAAAGAUGGUGGAAGUGAUGAUGGAUUUUCCCUCUCUUCUGCCAUCGUCAAUUUUGUACUGCAAAGGGAUGGACUUGGGAGUGCUAGAGAGUUAUAUAAGAGAUUUCUUGCUUUACCGCAUCCAGGACUUUCUUUAUAUAGAAAUUGCAUUGAGCUGGAAUUGAACCUUGCAUCUAGUGGAGAUAAGAUUAGUCUCGGAAAUGCCCGGAAAUUGUAUGAUACUGCGCUUACAACUUAUGAUCAAGAUACUGGAUUGUGGCGAGACUAUUAUCAUAUGGAAGUUCAGAUGGGAACAUCAGAAACUGCAGCAGCCGUUCACUGGCGAGCACGGAAAACACUCAAGACGAAUAUUUCCCUUCUACCCUCACAGUGAGGGCCUCACUGGAUAUGUGAUCAAUCUCUGAAUGUAUGGAUGUAAUCAAAUUUGACUUGGGAAUACUUUGGGCAAGUAACAUAACCAAAGUUCUCUCCCGAGGGCUGGCUAAUGUGAGUUCCUAGACGGUGCACCGUUCAUAGAUCAUUGAGCUGUGAUUAUUGAAUAGCCCAUCUUGAUCUACAUCACAACUUGGCAGUUUUGGUUCUCUUUCAAUACUUGUGAUCUUAGCGUGCUGAGCCACCACCAAAGGAACCUAACUAUAUCUUUGGCAAGACCUUGCAGCAACUGUGGUAAAAAGCUUGAAGGAGAGCUCGAAUGUCGUUUACGUUUCAAUUCUUUUCCCCCUCAUGUUACUUGCGCGCCGAGAUUUUGUAGACAAAUACCUUUGGCUUUGUGUCAAGCAGACAUUACCGUACCAUUUUUUUUAAUCAAGAAAGCCUUUGUUAACAGGACCUGAAGAUAUAUAUCUUGCUGAGUUUUGUUGUG
Messenger RNA from Nicotiana attenuata, 2578 nucleotides. RefSeq names its product U3 small nucleolar RNA-associated protein 6 homolog. The transcript has 7 exons. Lineage: Eukaryota; Viridiplantae; Streptophyta; Magnoliopsida; Solanales; Solanaceae. Gene Ontology annotation, molecular function: protein binding; snoRNA binding. Gene Ontology annotation, cellular component: small-subunit processome; Pwp2p-containing subcomplex of 90S preribosome. Bases 137 to 2089 code for a protein of 650 amino acids. Gene Ontology annotation, biological process: maturation of SSU-rRNA from tricistronic rRNA transcript (SSU-rRNA, 5.8S rRNA, LSU-rRNA). The record is from RefSeq and is a predicted model, not a curated record.